Durusdinium trenchii is the source of this 522-nucleotide messenger RNA. The record is from the annotation of a GenBank genome assembly. NCBI's taxonomy places the organism in Eukaryota, Dinophyceae, Suessiales, Symbiodiniaceae.
AUGAACCCUCAAGAAUUGUCCAACUCCUUGUGGGCAUCAGCGCAUUUGAGGGAUCUGGCACUCAAAGAUGUGAAAGCAAUUGUUCCUAUGCUUGCGGCCCAGAUGCGUGGCAAGGUGGGCGGCAUGAACCCCCAAGAGUUGUCCAACUCAUUUUGGGCCUCGGCGAGGUUGAAGGAUGUAGUGCCUGAUGUGGCGCAAAUUGUUCCUGCGCUUUCUGUGCAGAUUCCAGGCAACGCUGGCGCAAUGAACACUCAAGAGUUGUCCAACUGCUUCUGGGCAGCAGGGAAAUUGAAGGAUGUUGCACUCGAUAGUGUCCGACAGAUCUUGCCAGCUCUCGUGGCCCGACUUCCAAAUGCAGUUCCUGAUAUGAUUCCUCAACACUUUGCCCAGUGCUUUUCGGCCGUGGAACUGUUGAAGGAUCUGGAGCCAGACGUGCUGAAGCUUUUGCCGGCGCUGCGGGCGGAAGUCGCUAAGAGGGGGCUUUCGGAGGCGAAGCUCUCAGGGUCUGGAACUGUCAAGUAG